UUUCCAUCACCUGUCGGCGGAGUGCCCUUCCCUUCAGACCUCGUUGUCUCUGUGCUAUUCGCGCUGCUUUAUGGGCUCUUAAUCCCAGUACUCGCUGGACGUGUUAUCAACAAACACUAUCGCUCCACUCUCAGCAUCAACACUGCAGUCCUGGCUAUUGAGAGGUUGAUCGUGUUUUGUCUUCGAGCAGCACAGUCUCAAAAGCCCGAUCUGAGGACUUCACAGACCCUCACCACAUACAUUCAAGUUUCCAUCGGGUUGGGAUACGUGGUGAUGGUGCAAGACAUCGUUGCCCUUCUAAGAUGUGUUUUGGUCAACUCUACCGUAGGGUCGCUCCUCCAUCCUAGCUCGCCAAACCCUUCUAUACAAAGCGUUUCCUCGCAGUCGCACCUUCAUAUGGCGGAUCACUCCGUGGUUCAGGAUCAGCCGCGCAGGAGGUUCUGGUAUCGGCGCUUGACCGAUUUUAUCAUGCUCCUCAUCCUGGCUUCCCUCCUUGUGGGUGUCAUCGGCAACUCGCGCUAUCGGAGAGCGAUGAGCAACCCGAACUACACCCAACAAGUGACGCAACUCCGUUACGCUAGUUCAGGCAUUGCCCUGGCGGCAAUUAUAACAACCGCCUUUGUUGUGUCGUGGGCUGCGUUCGCGUUGCCCAAAAUGCAGAAGAGCCAGGUCAUGAUCCUCCUUGUGCUUUGCGCAUGUACUGCUACUUCGGCGAUAUACCGCCUCGCAGUUUUGCACAACGACACAACAUCUUUGACUUCUACGGCAUCUGGAUCGGGAAACACCGCCGCUGAGAAGACAGAAUUUUAUAUUUUCCACAUGCUGACCGACUGGACGGCAGGUGCGCUUCUCCUGCUUCCCAAUAUCAAGACAAGGUUUGGUACUGGAAUGUGGGGAGAUUGGCGAUCCUCAGACGAGUCAAUCCGGAAGAGG
Molecule: messenger RNA, 933 nt
Organism: Coniophora puteana RWD-64-598 SS2
Lineage: Eukaryota; Fungi; Basidiomycota; Agaricomycetes; Boletales; Coniophoraceae
Exons: 4
Source: RefSeq, a predicted model, not a curated record